AUGCCGUCGCCCAUCUCACUUCCAGAGUGCUGGGGUCACCGUGGAGCUUCCGCUGCAUAUCCAGAGAACACACUGGCCAGCUUCGAGAAAGCUAUCCGCGAUGGGGCCGAGGGCAUUGAGAGCGACGUCCACGUCUCCUUAGAUGACAUUGUCGUCAUGUUCCAUGACCCUGCAUUGGACAGGACCACAAAUGGAAAAGGCUUCAUCAGUGAGCAGAAAUGGUACGGGGCCGAUGGAAUGGAGCAGCUCAGGACCGUCAAAGAGCCCAAGCAGGCCAUCCCGACGUUCGCAGAGACCGUCGCGAUGCUCAUGAAGCCGGAAAACAGCCAUGUCAACUUCAACGUCGACGUCAAAGUCCAAAAUGACCCCGCGCGACUGUUCUCGCUGAUGCACAAAGUCAUUACCGCGCAGCCAGAUUGGCAGACGGCGCUCGCGCCGCGCAUCCUCGUCGGGCUGUGGCACACCGCGUUCAUCCCGCACGCUGUCACCCAUCUGCCCUACUGCCGCCGCUCGUAUAUCGGGAACAGCAUAGAGAUUGCCCGGCGGUAUUUCUGGGACAGCUGUGAUGUGUUCUCGAUGAAAUUCGCUGUGCUGACAACCGCUGACGGGGAGAAGUUCAGGAGAGAGUGCAAGGAGGCGGGCAAGAAAAUCAUGGUGUGGACCGUCAACGAGCCGGCGCAGAUGGUUGAGGCUGUGCGGUGGGGAGUGGAUGUGAUUUUGACUGAUGUGACGCGCACGUGGCUGGAACUGAGAAGCGCUCUGCAUGUCGAUUACGAUAAGAUCGCCGCGCAGUACAGCCGCAUGUUCCUCUGGACGUCGUGGUCCUUCUACGCUCCGGCCCUCGUCUACGACAGCUAUCACUCCAGGACAGUCAUUGAGUCCCACAAGGGGCCUCUGCAGGAAAUCGCCAAGAUGCUCCCUGUUACUACCGUAUCUGCGUGA
Fibroporia radiculosa is the source of this 942-nucleotide messenger RNA. RefSeq lists its product as uncharacterized. Lineage: Eukaryota; Fungi; Basidiomycota; Agaricomycetes; Polyporales; Fibroporiaceae. The transcript has 9 exons. Gene Ontology annotation, molecular function: phosphoric diester hydrolase activity. Bases 1 to 942 code for a protein of 313 amino acids. Gene Ontology annotation, biological process: lipid metabolic process. The record is from RefSeq and is a predicted model, not a curated record.